AUGGAAAAUGACAAGAAACUGAACGAGACAGAGUUGGAGAAGACGAUGAAUAGGAAAGAAACGGAGGAGCACAGGAUGAAGAUGCUGGAGAGAUUGAGGAAAUUGAUGGAAAUGAACACGAGGGAGAAGGAAUUCCAGCCAUUGAUCGACGCGAUCUUCGACGUCAUCGAGGAAUGGACGUACGUCGAAUUCCUCUUUAUGAGUCUGGCUGGAAUGGUUCGCAAAUGAGAUCGCAUUUAAACUUACCUAGUUCAUUUUCAGAGUUACGCGCUGAACGAUGCUUACGAAGACUGUGAAAAUGUGAUUAGAGGGAGAAGAAAGAUGGAGGUUAGUACACUUACAAAUCGGCGGUCUAAAUGUAGUCGAUUGUGUGUUCUCCAGCGAAAAAUCAAAGAAAUUGUGGAACUUCACAAUCGAAUCGAGGAAACCGCGGAGAAAAUACUCGAAACAUUUGACAGUCUGAUGGAUUUUGUUGAGAUGGGAAAGAGUGAAAACCAGCAGAUAAAAUUGACUCUGGUGCUGGAAUGCAUGAAAAAAGUUCCGUUUUGGGCAAUCAGGGCGAGUUUGAUAAUGAUAUUUUCAAUGGAAUUCUAUUUUUUAGAACAAUGUAACGGACCUGGAGAUCAGAAAAGUGAAGAAGCAAGUGAGCGAAGUGAGGGAACAUCUCUUCCACGUGAAACUCUUCCAAUUACGGCCAAAAAUUUCGGUGCGGCAGCAAUUGAUAGAGAAUGUGAAGCUUCUGGAAUAA
Molecule: messenger RNA, 748 nt
Organism: Caenorhabditis sp. 36 PRJEB53466
Lineage: Eukaryota; Metazoa; Nematoda; Chromadorea; Rhabditida; Rhabditidae
Source: the annotation of a GenBank genome assembly